AUGGAGGACGCGUGUGGCCGCACGACCGCGGCCGUCACGUCCUGCUGGGGCCGGUUCGGCGUGGCGGUGCUGUGGCGCAGGCUCAGGCGCAUGACCUGGACACGCCGGGGCUACCGAACGUACGUCCUCGGCGCCGGCGGCCUCAACUACGACCCGCUCAGCUACUCCCAGAACUUCGACGACGGCAAAGUCUGCGAGUGCGAGCCCGACUUCCUGGCCAGGUACGCCCUCGCGCAGCUCGCCGGCUUGCCGGGGCAGGCGGAGGCACCAUCGAAUCCUUCGCCCCGGCCGGCGCAAGUCUCCGGCAUGAAGAGCCAUGGGGGCAAGGGGCAGCCGAAGAGCCUCGCAGCCGCCUUCCUUGCAUUCGCGCGGACUUCCGGCGGCGGCGAGGAUGCGAGAUGA
This is a messenger RNA of Miscanthus lutarioriparius, 402 nucleotides long. NCBI's taxonomy places the organism in Eukaryota, Viridiplantae, Streptophyta, Magnoliopsida, Poales, Poaceae. The record is from the annotation of a GenBank genome assembly.